AUGGCAGCCAUGUACAGUGAUAGUUUACUAAUAUGGCUUAUUUUCCAACUAAUAAACGUCAUUCUUUUACUUUUUCUUGGUGUACAAUUCGCAUUCAAAGGAAAACAUUAUACACUAGCGAAUCUCGGAUUCGCUGUAUUCAUCGAUUGUGUCGCCAGCUUUUCAGUGGCUUUAAUCUACGGGGAUGAAUUGGCAACAUUGGAAUUUACAACAUUGAACAUGACCACCAACUCCACUUUUGCGACAUCACUUGACCCCUUUUCCUCAGCUCAAGAUAAGAAUUCCUCGGCAGCAGUAGUAGCAGCAAUGCACGCUAAUGUUACCACUUAUAUUUCACCACCACCCCUUUGCAUCGCUCAAUCAUUCUUUCUUUACUUUACACAUUUGUGUAUUGGAUUUUGGACAUUUUGCUUGAUGAUUAAUCUUUGGUUGUUGAUGGUGAAAGGUGCAAGUGAUGUGGAAAUGAAGUGGUUCAAGGUAUACAUUAUAUUCGCGUGGUUAUUCCCACUUAUUUUAACGUGCAUAGCAUUCGUUAUCUUGCACGAACAAUCCAUCACAUAUGGCGUGUCUCCUCCACUCUUAUUCUUUUGUUCUAUUGAAGAUGGAGUCGUAAGACUUGUGACGAAUCAUAUUCCAUUUGCAUUAUGUACAAUUAUUGGACUUGGCUUGGGAUCACACGCGUCUUGGACUCUAAUUACGUAUAGAGCAAAAUUUCUAAAGCAAAGUUCACUAAAGAACAUGGCAAUUCCAAUGGGAUUGUGUGUCCGGAUGGUCUUAUUCUGUCUAUUAUAUCUUGCCCUAUUUAUACUCACUUCCGUAAAACCAGCCACCGAAUUUUUUCUACCCGAUGAUCCGCCAAAUUAUCCCGCGAAAAAGGCAGCACACACAAUGUAUGCAUACAUUGACACACUAAUCGCCUGGAGUCUUUUCCUGAUAUUCGGAACCACACAAGAAUCACUUCGUUCAUUAUUCACCUGUUUCGGCAUGUACUGCACUAAUAUUGUGAAUAGUCGACACUCGACACCUCCUACUCCAUCUUCAACCCCCAUUCCAAACCAAGAAACUCCAGCAUCUUCCGAAACUUAUAUACUACCUGUCACGGGGUUACCGUCAUCACUACCUCAAAUACCACCACCUUGUAAAUGCUACGAAUCAUCCAGACAUCAAUCAAUUUCAAUUGUUUCUGACAGAAACUUGUCAUCUUCUAUUAUGUCAUUCACUCACUUAGGCAGCAGUAAUGGUAGUAAUCUGAAGCGUGCAAUGUCAACAACACGCUGCAAACGAAAAGUUGAGCAUGAAAAUUCUCGACUUGAUGAACUCGAUUGUGAAUUAAUUGGUAGUGUCGGAGCAGGAUCAAGUGGCAGUGCAUUCGGAAGUCUUGGAUUAUUAAAUGAUCCAGCAAUUUUAAGAUUAUUUGUUUGA
This is a messenger RNA of Ambispora gerdemannii, 1422 nucleotides long. NCBI's taxonomy places the organism in Eukaryota, Fungi, Glomeromycota, Glomeromycetes, Archaeosporales, Ambisporaceae. The record is from the annotation of a GenBank genome assembly.